Rhododendron vialii is the source of this 1224-nucleotide messenger RNA. RefSeq lists its product as uncharacterized. The record is from RefSeq and is a predicted model, not a curated record. The coding region runs from base 1 to 1224 and encodes 407 amino acids. The transcript is spliced from 3 exons. NCBI's taxonomy places the organism in Eukaryota, Viridiplantae, Streptophyta, Magnoliopsida, Ericales, Ericaceae.
AUGGAUCCGAUUCCAACAUGGGUGCAGAGACUCUGGGACACAUGGGAUCUUCGAGUACUGGUUCUACGUAGCUUUACUUUACAGGUCAUUCUUUCCAUAUUUGGAGGUCGUAGAAAGCAUAUAUCGUCACUUUGGAUUAAUAGUGUCCUAGUUUGGUCAGCCUACUUAAUGGCCGAUUGGGUGGCGACUGUUGCUCUCGUCAAGCUCUCGGACGCCCAAGGCAAUCAGGAAAAAAGCAACGUAUUAUGGGCCAUAUGGGCACCGCUGCUUUUGCUACACCUUGGUAGCCCCGACAGCAUAACUGCUUACUCUUUGGAAGAUAAUCAGUUAUGGAUGAGGCACCUGAUGGGAUUAGCGGUUCAAAUUUUCGUUGCGAUUUAUGUCUUUCUAAUGUCGUGGAAAAAUUCAUGGUUCUCGUUCAUGUCAAUUCCGGCGUUAGUAGCGGGAAUUAUAAAGUACGGGGAGAGAACUUGGGUUCUCAAGUCGGUGAGCGACGAUAAAUACAUACAUAGAAUACCCUUCGGUAGUCUUAAAGAUAAAUAUCCAACCGAGGGUCAUGACUAUGUGCGGGUUUUAGUUGUGGCUCAUGAACAUCUGAAGAACUUUAUGGAGUAUUUAGAGAGUGAGGGCUCACGUGGGGGGUACCACUGGGGUAAUAUGGAAACUAGUAAUAUUUUGCGGUAUGCACUGGAGGUUCAAAUGGGUCUCAUGUCUGACUUGUUAUAUACAAAGGCCGCAGUAAUAUACAAUAAGAGAGGUUUUGUUAUGCGAUGUAUCAGCUUUGGACGUACGGUGAGUGUGUUAGUAGGAUCAACCAUUCAGAUUGUAAUUUUAAAGACCAGGGAAGAAGAUGAUGAAGAGAGUACUUGGCAUGAGAUUGAUAUUGCAAUUACAGGGAUAUUAACAGUAGGAGCUCUAGCUUUGGAGAUUUAUGCAGCCAUUGUAAUAUUAUCCUCUAAUUGGGGAAUGCUUUGGCUAAUUUCACAAGUUGAAGAGCCAGCUCAUGUUCAAAGUCGAAGUAGAACACUUAUCAGGUGGGUUUUAGGGCGUAAUUAUGAGGAAAUAUGGAAUAGAUAUCGACACAAGACCUCAUGUUCUGUACAUCCUCUGAGACACCAGCUAUCGAUGGAAAUUGCUUGUCGAAUGUUUGGAGGGACUGGAAAAGCCGAAGAGAUGGGAAAUAAUCAAACUAAAGUGGUUGACGACGCUACACGAAACAACUAG